This is a messenger RNA of Mangifera indica (mango), 2139 nucleotides long. Its product is annotated as alpha-dioxygenase 1-like. The record is from RefSeq and is a predicted model, not a curated record. The transcript has 10 exons. The coding region runs from base 17 to 1984 and encodes 655 amino acids. Lineage: Eukaryota; Viridiplantae; Streptophyta; Magnoliopsida; Sapindales; Anacardiaceae. Gene Ontology annotation, molecular function: oxidoreductase activity, acting on single donors with incorporation of molecular oxygen, incorporation of two atoms of oxygen; peroxidase activity; heme binding. Gene Ontology annotation, biological process: response to oxidative stress.
AAAUUUGUUUCAAGUAAUGGCUUUCAUCAAGUCUCUCCUGUUGAUGUCUGCCCUCUUGAUGCCUCUAGCUUUCAUCUGCAAGUCUCUCUUCUUGACAUGUCUGUAUCAUUUCAUCCGGAAAGACUUCCAUGAGAUUGUCUCCCGAAUGACUCUCCUGGAUAAAUUUCUCUUCCUUAUUGUGCAUUCCAUUGAUAAGCGGAGAAUGUGGCAUCGUUUACCGGUGUUCUUAGGCCUAUUUUAUCUCGAACUGCGUCGACACCUUAACCAACGGUAUAACUUAUUCCAUGUCGGUAAAACUCCGACUGGUGGUACGUUCCGUCCUGAGGAUUUUCCUUACAGGACGUCAGAUGGAGAAUUUAAUGAUCCUAUGAAUGCAAUUACGGGCAGCCAGGGAACUUUCUUUGGCAGAAAUAUUCUUCCCGUUGAUCAGGAAAAUAAGCUACUGAAACCAGAUCCAAUGGUGGUCGCCACAAAACUUCUCGCAAGAAGAAGUUUCGUAGACACAGGAAAGCAGUCCAACAUGAUAGCAACUUCUUGGAUUCAGUUUAUGAUACAUGAUUGGAUUGACCACAUGGAGGGUACCAAUCAGAUCGAGCUUGAAGCACCCAUUGAAAUUUCAAGCCAAUGCCCUCUCAAAACUUUCAAGUUCUACAAGACGAAGGAAGAACUAACCGAAUCUAAUUCCGAAAUCAAAAGCGGUCAUAUAAACAUUCGAACACCUUGGUGGGAUGGAAGUGCUAUAUACGGAAACAACGAGCAUGGGUUGCAAAGAGUGAGGGCUGGUAAAGACGGGAAGCUUAAAAUAUCAGAAGAUGGUCUUCUUCUUCAUGACGAAAAUGGAAUUGCUGUGAUAGGAGAUGUUCGUAAUAGCUGGGCAGGUGUCUCAACAUUACAGGCUCUUUUCGUUAAAGAACACAAUGCAGUUUGUGACGCCCUUAAGAAAGAAUAUCCUCAUUUGGGCGAUGAAGAGCUAUAUCGCCAUGCAAGGCUAGUAACUUCAGCUGUGAUUGCAAAGAUCCAUACAAUUGAUUGGACAGUAGAGCUCCUCAAAACUAAUACUCUACUCGCAGCGAUGCGUGCAAACUGGUAUGGAUUAUUAGGGAAGAAAUUUAAGGACAAAUUUGGACAUGUUGGUGGAGCCUUAUUAAGCGGAUUGGUUGGCUUAAAGAAGCCUAAGUAUCACGGUGUUCCAUAUUCAUUGACUGAGGAGUUUGUCAGCGUCUAUCGCCUCCACUCUCUUCUACCGGAUGAAUUUGAAGUCAAGGAUCACGAGGCUACACCAGUAGCUAACAAGCGUCCACCAUUGAGUGCCAAGAUACCAAUGGCAAAUAUGAUUGGGCUUAACGGAGAAAAAAAUUUAUCAAAACAUGGAUUCAAAAACCAAAUUGUUUCAAUGGGUUACCAAGCUUCUGGUGCCUUAGAGCUUUGGAACUAUCCUUUGUGGAUGAGGGACCUUAUAGUACAAGAUGUGGACGGAAAAAACAGGGUUGAUCAUGUGAACAUGAUAGCUCUUGAAGUAUAUAGGGACAGGGAGAGAAAAGUUGCGAGGUAUAAUCAAUUCCGCAGAGCUUUACUAUUGCUACCCAUCUCUAAAUGGGAAGAUCUAACAGAUGAUGAGGAAAAGAUUCAAGUUCUCCGUGAAGUUUAUGGCGAUAAUGUUGAAGAGCUUGAUCUGCUAGUAGGCCUCAUGGCAGAGAAAAAGAUCAAGGGUUUCGCCAUUAGUGAGACUGCAUUCGUAAUUUUCGUAGUGAUGGCUUCCAGAAGGCUUGAAGCCGACAGAUUUUUUACAAGUUAUUUCAAUGAAAAGACAUACACUAAGAAAGGAUUGCAAUGGGUAAAUAACACAGAAAGCCUUAGAGAUGUACUACACCGCCAUUAUCCGGAAAUUACAAAAAAAUGGAUGAACUCAACAAGCGCUUUUUCUGUUUGGGACUCACCGCCAAAUGCUUGCAAUCUUAUCCCUCUCUAUCUUCGUCUGCCAUAGUGAAACUCGAUGUUUAUGUUCAAUUCAUAAAUAAUUGUUUUGGUCAACAAAACAUGUGUUGGUUAAAUGUGUUCACUUGUAUUUGAAGUACAUCUUCUGUCUGUUAUCUGUCGUUGUUUUGAGUUCUUGUACGUGAAUAAAUUUGAUUUUUAGUA